AUGGAUAGCGAGGAGGAAGCGACGAAACUGCAAUGGCCUGACGUGUUGGUCAUUGCCUCUUACUUCUUGAUCGUCCUGGCGGUGGGAGUGUGGGCGUCCAGGAGAUCCGCAGGUAACACCGCCAGCGGAUAUUUUCUCGCUUCAGUAACAUGGGCCUGGAUACCGGUUGGAGCUUCUAUAUUUGCUAGCAACAUGGAUCUGGCAAAUUUUAUUGGUUGGCCGGGGCUGGGGCGGCCUCGGGGAUUGCAGUGGGCGGGUACGAGCAAGGGGCAUAGUGAACAAGAGGUACAAAGAUAUAGACGCCAUCUAGCGAAAGUGCCUUACGUGUGUUCCCCUGCAUCAUACUUGCUCGUGGCCUUGGGAUGGCUCUUCGUCCCAGUAUACCUGAGCUCGGGCGUCUACACCAUGCCGGAUUAUCUGAAGCAGAGGUUCGGUGGAGACAGGAUCAGCGUCUACAUGUCCUGCCUCUCGCUCGCACUGGCGGUCUUCACCAAGAUCUCGGCCGACCUGUACGCCGGGGCGCUCUUCAUGCAGAUGUCUUUGAACAAGAGCUCCGAAGAAUGGCUGUACAUAAGCAUCCUGAUUCUGUUGGGAAUUGCUGCUCUCUUCACAGUGGCAGGCGGAUUGACGGCCGUCGUGUGGACCGACCUUGUUCAGACGGUGCUUAUGGUCCUUGGAGCCUUGGUCCUCAUGGUUAAAGCAUGGAAUAUCAGCAUGGCUCCAGUCCUGAGCGCUGUGGGUGGCUAUGAGGGUCUGGUGGAUAACUACCCGUACGCUACUGCUUCGGAACGAGCGAGGAACCACCUAAACGAAUCCUGUGGAGAACCGCCGAGUGACUUCAUGCACCUGCUCAGAACGCUUGAGCCUGGGAAGUCCAAUUACCCUUGGAUUGGCAUGACCCUGGGAUUGGGCAUCUCGAGCUUUGGUACUGGUGCAUGGACCAGAUAUAAUGCUGACGUUUACGUCGAUUCCAGUCUAAAUAUACUGAAGAUGUUUUUGAAUGGUCCGGAGCUCUGCGGCGCAGGUGCACUGUUUCGAGAGAGGAAACAGGUUUCGUGUAAUCCAACACAGGCAUCUUGGCGCUAG
Penaeus monodon (black tiger shrimp) is the source of this 1086-nucleotide messenger RNA. RefSeq names its product sodium/glucose cotransporter 5-like. Bases 1 to 1086 code for a protein of 361 amino acids. The record is from RefSeq and is a predicted model, not a curated record. Gene Ontology annotation, molecular function: D-glucose:sodium symporter activity. Gene Ontology annotation, biological process: transmembrane transport. Lineage: Eukaryota; Metazoa; Arthropoda; Malacostraca; Decapoda; Penaeidae. The transcript has 9 exons. Gene Ontology annotation, cellular component: plasma membrane.